AUGGAGAUUGAUAAGAAGAUUGAACCUUGUAUCAACCGGCAACCAGCAGUUAUUUUGAAAAGAAGUGUAACAGGUAAUAUGGCUUUUGAUAUUAUCAAUAACGGUGAUGUUAAUGAACUUAAGAAUUUUAUUUGUAAUGGUGGUGAUGUUAAAAGUAAAAACAGUAAUGGUAUAACAACAUUAAUGUUGGCGUGUGGUUCUGGUAAUUUUGGUAUGGUAAAAGUUUUAUUAGAAUUUGGUAAAAUGAAUAUUACAGACCGUGAUAAUAAAGGGAGAAAUUGUUUACAUCAUUUAUGCUUAGGAAGACAUGAAAAUCCAGAGAUAUUUCAUAUUAUUCAACCACGAUUUCUUAUUCAAAUCAAAGACAAUGAUGGAAAGAUACCAUUAGAAUAUGCGGUCCAGUUACAAUUACCUUUGUUGGUUAAAUUAAUAUUAGAUAUUGGUAAUUAUACCGAUGUGAAAUUAUGUUAUGAUUUUAGUAAUAACGUUAUUGUUAAACCAGACAAUGCAAAUAGAUAUGGAUUUGUUGUAGACUCAACAGAAAAGUCAAUUCCUUUUAUUCUUGCACAACAAACAAAACAACAAAUAAAACAAAUGACACUUCGUCUUCCAAAGUGGGAAAAUAUGAUUUUGUUAUUAAAGAAAGGUGUAUUUCAUCCCAAAUUUGUUAAUAGAAUGUACAAAGGAAUGCCUGAUGAAGUACGUAGUGAAGUAUGGAAAUUAUUAUUACUUAAAGAUGUAGAUUAUGAAACAUUAAAAGAUGAAUUUAAUAGAUUAAAUCAACCAUACACAAAAACACCUAUUGACAAACAAUUGGAUUUAGAUGUAAAACGAACAUUUCAAUUACAUUAUACUUAUAAAGUACCAUAUGGAGGUAAUCAGAAAGUGUUAUUUAAUAUUUUUCAUGCACUAGCUUCAAGAACAGAAAAUUUAGAAUUUACUCAAGGAAUGACUUGUGCACCAUCUAUUUUAACAUUAUUUCUUGAUGAAUAUAGUUCAUAUGCAGGAACUGUUCAAUUUUUAGGGGAAAAAUAUCGUUUAAAAGAAAUGUUUAGUAAUUUUAAUUUACUAACACGAUGUUGGAAUAUCACUCGAUUAUUAUUACAAAAAAGAAAUCCUAAACUCGCACAAAAAUUAAAACAACUUGGUAUUAUUGACCAACCAUUACCAUUUUUUAUCUUUGAUUGGCAUUAUACAUGGUUUAUUAACGCAUUUAAUUUUGAGUUAGUAUUAAGAAUAUUUGAUGUUAUUAUCUUAGAAGGAUUUUAUGCAUUAUUUUCUGUUGCAGACACUGUAUUUCAUUUCUUAGAAAAUGAAAUAUUAAAUGUUCAAAACACUAAUGUAUUACAACAAGAACUUAAAACACCAUUAGUAUUAUUAAAACAGCCACCAACUGUAAAUCAAUUUAUGAAAUAUAUGGAAAAACAUAAAAUCAAAUCAAGUGAAAUUGACUCACUCUUGAAAUUGUAA
Entamoeba histolytica HM-1:IMSS is the source of this 1470-nucleotide messenger RNA. RefSeq names its product Rab GTPase activating protein, putative. The record is from RefSeq and is a predicted model, not a curated record. The transcript is spliced from 2 exons. The coding region runs from base 1 to 1470 and encodes 489 amino acids. Gene Ontology annotation, molecular function: protein binding. Lineage: Eukaryota; Evosea; Mastigamoebida; Endamoebidae.